AUUGCGGAAAUUUCAGUAAUCGGUAAAAUCGAACGUGCUAUUUGAAUUACGUAUUUAAUUGUUCUGUUACAAUUUUUGUUGAAUGCUUGUAUAAAUUAUAAACAAUUGUUAUAAGUUUAAACUGCAAAAUGUUUUUAUUUGUAAAAUGGCUGCUUGAUUUGGAUAAAAUGAUCCGUGACCUUCACAAUAGAAAUUCCUCUGAAAAAUAGCCAUGGUUACAAUAGACAACGAAAACUACCUUAGGAUUAUACUACUUUUGUUAGAGGGUAGUACCUAUAUUUGCAAAAAAGUCUUCAACCGAGAGCUCCUUAAGAAUGGUGGCGAUCUUGACCAUUUGCUUAAGACGUGGAAAAACAAGUUGCAGCAUGAGUUUCACAAAAGACAAAUGGAAAAGUUUUUUCCAAAUGGUGGAUUUGACAAAACCGAUAUUCAUAAAUGGGAUAUUCAAAUGAUUAUUGGUGUUAUGCUUCUGCUGUUUAGAUCAACAUUGACUGAUGAAGAAAAGCAAAUCUUGAAGGAUAUCAAGUUCAUAAGACAUGAGGUUCUUGCUCACAGCUCAUCUGCUUCCUUAUGUGUUGAAAAAUAUGAAGACGUUCGAAAACAACUUGAAGAUGCCAUAAAACAUUUAGCUGAGAGCUUUGAUCAAAAUGUAAAGAUCAAAUGCAAUGGCUUCAUUAAAGCUUUCACUACUGGCGUGUUAGAUUUAAACUCUGCGAUUCAUAGAUUACAAGAGGCAAAAGACACUGACGACUUGUUUCAAACUGUUUUAAGUGUUCUCAGAGAAACAAAAGAUAGUUUAACAAAGGAAAUACUAGAUGUCAAGCAAGAUGUGAGAAGUAUAACAAAAGGGAUAGAGAAAAUAGAAGAUGCAGAGUGUAAUAACUUCAAAGCGUUGACAAAUGUACAAAGCCAAAUAGAAACCUUACAGAAAUGGUUGUAUCAAAAUUUCAAAGAUCAAGGGAGCAGAUCAAGUGACGAUUUCAGGAGUUUAUCAAAUCAACUGCAGGAAAAAAAUAAAGAAAUAGGGAAUAAAAUACAAACCUACGAUGACUCGUCCUUGCAAAUUACAGAAACUAGAUCAGACAAAAUACAGCAUGUGUCAUUUUGCCCAGAAAAAGUAUCUCGAAAAGGUGCAUUAGUAGUAGUUGCUGGUAUUGAUUUUGGAACAACAUACAGUGGUUACGCAUUCUCCUUCAAACAUAUGUACCAGACUAAUCCCCUCAACAUAAGGUGUAGUUCUUUUGCGUCAGAAUCAUGGGUAACACAAAAGACAACGACAGCUGUGCUGUUUGAAGGACAGAAAUUUCACAGUUUUGGUUUUGAUGCGGAAUUAAGAUAUGCAGAGCAAUGUGGAUGUGGAGAAAAUGACAACUGGUAUUUCUUUAGACAUUUCAAGACACUUCUAUACAACAAGAAGAUAAAACGCUCAAUGAAACUUAAAACAGUAGAUGGCAAGGAAAUGUGUGCAAUUACAGUUUUUGCUGCUGCUAUCAAAUAUCUUAAAGAAGACCUACUGAAAAACGUUCAAAGAAUGGUUCAAUGCAUUAAUGAAAAUGACAUACACUGGGUUAUCACUGUGCCUGCUAUAUGGUCGGACCCAGCAAAACAGUUUAUGAGAGAGGCUGCAUAUGAGUCUGGAAUAGACGGAGAAUACCUUUCCAUUGCCCUAGAAUCAGAGGUUGCCUCUAUAUAUUGUCAGGAAAUACCACAGGAAAUACCAUUUUGCAGAGUCCGUGUAGAAGAAGCAGAAGAACAAAAAAAGGAACACCAAUUUGCAAAGAAACCAGAAGAAGAAGAAAUACAAAAAUUGGUGAUAAUUGCAUCCGGUAGAAAGUAUAUGGUCUUUGACUUAGGAGGUGGCACAAUGGAUAUUUCCGUCCAUGAGAAACAAACAGACGGAAGAUUGAUGGAAAUUUUUAAAGCGAACGGUGGAGCAGUUGGUUCCCUGAUGGUUAAUGAGGAAUUUAUGGGUGUUUUCGAAAAAGUCAUAGGAGAGCAAUUGUUCCAACAAUAUCAAAGAGAUUACCCAGAAGAUUAUUUUGAACUUGCAACAGAAUUUGAGGCAAAAAAACUUCGAAUGAAAUGGCCGGCGGCUGAAGGAUCCAAGGAGAUAGUCCGAGUGCCUAUUUCUUUAGCUGAAUUUUGUUUAGAUCACAGAAAUAAGAGAUUGGCAGAUUUGUUUGAAGACUCGAUUUACAAAAACAAAAUAACAUUUCGUUUGUACAAAUUGAGAAUAGAAGGAAAUUUUAUCAAAAGUUUCUAUGAAAAUUACACUAGCUUGAUCGUUAAGCAUGUGUCAGAAGUAUUACAAAAUAAUUGCCCCAAAGAUAUAGGUAUCAUUUUGAUGGUCGGUGGACCGUCACAGAGCCCAAUUGUUAAACAAGCUAUGGUGCAAAACUUUCCAUUUGCUAAAGUUAUAGUACCGACAACACCUUCCUUGGCGGUUCUCUGUGGUUCAGUGUUGUUUGGCCACAAACCUCAAAUUUUCUCUUCGAGGAUUUCAAAGUUCUCUUACUUCUUAAGUAUAACACCUGUAUUUGAUCGGACGAUACAUACUGAAGGUCGUCGAAUCCUUAUAGAUGGUAAAUAUCGCUGUCGAGAUGUUUUCAUGAAGUUUCUUUCUUGUGGAGACACUGUCCAUAUCGGAGAUGCUAGGACAUGGCAGUUAUCUUCAAUUCACAAACAACAAGAUAAAAUGGUUAUUAAAGUGUACAUAUCUGACAAUUAUAAUCCGCUGUAUAUUGAUGAGGAAGGUACAGAUUAUCUUGGUGAUAUAGUUGUAGAUCUGCCUGACAGAGAAAAUGAAAUAGACCAUGUCAAUGUCAGUAUGUUGUUUGGUUACACUGAGUUGAUUGUUGAAGCAACUGAGAUAUCAAAAAAUAAAACGGUCAGAGCAUAUUUCGAUUGUCUUUGAAU
Messenger RNA from Ruditapes philippinarum (Manila clam), 2916 nucleotides. Its product is annotated as heat shock 70 kDa protein 12A-like. The record is from RefSeq and is a predicted model, not a curated record. The transcript is spliced from 9 exons. Lineage: Eukaryota; Metazoa; Mollusca; Bivalvia; Venerida; Veneridae. Bases 212 to 2914 code for a protein of 900 amino acids.